AUGAGCCAUAUGGAACGCAUUGAUGGGUUGGCGUCAAGGCUAAAGGAUGGCGCUGACAUCGCUCAAAAUCUCUCAACAGUAUCAGAGAUAUGCGACAUUAUUGAGCCCAUAGGAUCUACGGCGGAAUACGAACACUUUUUGAAAACAAUCUUGACAGUAUUGGUGGAACUUUUGAAAUCAACGCCAAUGUCGCUCGAUGGUGGUUCCUCCCAACACAAACUCAGAAACUCAGUUUUGGAGGUUCUCAAUAGAUGUAAUAUGAAUGAAGUAUUCGAACCAUAUGCAUUGGACUAUCUGGAUACGAUACUGGCCGUCCUGAAGGACGACAGUGAGGAUAACGGGGUCUUGGCGAUGAAAAUAAUUACCGGGUUUUUCAAAGCGUACAAAGGUGCAUUACAGGAGCGCGUUACUGACUUCAUAGAUAUUAUUAUGAAGAUAUACGAGCAUAUGCCGGAACUCGUGCGCCAGACAUUCAAUGACGAACUCCAUAGAGAGAACUCAGUUGUUUCCGUGGAAUCCACAUCUAUGUUGAGGUCUGGAGGCCUGGAAACUAACAACGAAGACCCAAAAACCAGCGACUCCUUAGCGGCUACCCCCAGUCCCUUGAAGCAGUCCAUGUUUUCAUUCAAGGUAUUGUCAGAAUGUCCAAUCACAAUGGUCACAUUGUAUUCAUCUUACAAGCAGCUGACAACGAUGUCACUUCCUCAAUUCAUUCCAUUGAUCAUCGAGCUUCUUACCAUGGAGGCCGACGCACAGAAAAGGACUCGAGAAGAGGCGGAGUCACAAGGUAAGAGGUGGAUAAACGUUAGCCCCGAUAUCAAGGAUCGCACAGCCUACUGCGAUCUCAUUUUGUCUCAGAUUAAGGCAACCUCUUUUCUUGCGUAUGUUUUCAUUAGGGGCUACGCUGCCGAAUAUCUAAAGAAUUAUGUGGGUUUCGUACCUGAUCUAAUUCUAAGACUUUUACAAGAUUGCCCUGCAGAGCUUUCAGCAGCAAGAAAAGAACUACUUCACGCCACCAGACAUAUACUAUCCACAAGCUACAAAAAACUGUUUUUGUCGAAAAUCAAUCUCUUGUUUGAUGAAAAAGUUCUCAUAGGAAACGGGUUCACGUCGCGCGAGACUCUACGACCACUGGCUUACAGCACUGUGGCAGAUUUUGUACACAAUGUGCGAGCGGACUUGCAACUCGAUGACAUCGAAAAAACAAUAAAGAUGUACACCAACUUCCUCCUCGACGAAAGUUUAGCAUUAACUGUCCAAAUAAUGAGUGCUAAAUUACUGCUGAAUUUAGUAGAACGUAUUUUGAAGCUGGGGAAGGAAAACUCCAACGAUUCGGUGAGAUCAAAAAAACUACUUAUCGUGAUAAUAGACGCCUACACUUCACGCUUCAGUAAGCUGAACCGCCAAUAUGAUAACUUAAUGAGACAUCACGAAGAAUAUGAAAAAGAAAGAGCCUCUAAGACUGAAGCCGUCAGAGAACAACUAGAAAAUAAUAACAAGGACACCGAAGAAUUCCUUGAUAGGAUGUUGAAGGUUCAAACACCUGCAGCGCUUGAUAGGGAUUCUGAAGGUGACAUCAAGAUGAGUGACGCUUCUGAAGAAGAACAAUCGAAGAUAGUUCUCAAUGAAAACCACAGCUCCUCAAAGGAACAAACUAUUGACGUUUUUGAUAUAAAAAUUAAGAGCCCCAUUAUACUUUCUCCGCCUGCAACCAGCGAUCCUUUAAAAGACGCAUUCUACCUUUACCGGACACUCAUGUCUUUUUUGAAGACUAUCAUACACGAUCUCAAAGUUUUCAAUCCACCAUCUACCGAAUAUACCACUAUGAACCCUAAGGUUUGGACUUCAUUAUCGAGAAUAUUUUCUCACGAGGAGGUGGUUGUUUUCAAAAGGUUAUUUCAUGAAUGCAUAGUUGGAUUGCAAUUCUUCUCUAGCCCCGAGCGGAAGGCUAUUAUUGAGAAGAAACAUUUUGAUAUUGCAGCUCCUAGCCUACCAGUGUCAGCCACAAAAGAUGGACGGGAGUUAAUGGACUAUUUUGCUAUCAUGUUCAUGCAAAUUGACAGUCCAACAUUUAAUGACAUUGUAGAAUCAAAAAUCGAGUUUCUUUACGAGGCUAUGUUGCGUGAUUCAGCGUUACUUCACGUCGCCCAGUCGUUUUUAACAAGUGAGAUAACUUCUCCGAAGUUCACAGGUAUUUUGUUAAGGUUCCUGAGGCAAAAAUUGAGCUCAUUAGGAAAUGUCGACGGAAACAAGUCCAAUAUCCUCAUUCGAUUGUUUAAGCUUUCAUUCAUGUCUGUCAAUCUAUUUCCAGUAACGAAUGAGAUUGUUCUUCUGCCGCAUCUCAAUAAUCUGAUCCUAGACUCCUUAAAGUAUUCUACCACUACAGAGGAACCCCUAGUUUACCUCUAUUUGAUUAGAACACUGUUCAGAAGUAUUGGAGGCGGACGGUUUGAAAAUCUCUACCGAUCUAUCAAACCGAUUCUACAAGUGCUUCUCAGAUCUCUUAACGGCAUGAUCUUAACCGCGCGCCGUCCCCACGAAAGGGAUUUAUACGUUGAACUGUGUUUAACUGUGCCAGUACGUUUGAGUGUGCUUGCACCUUACCUAAGUUACCUCAUGAAACCGUUGGUGUAUGCCCUACAGGGCUUCCCUGAACUAGUUACCCAAGGGCUUAGGACCUUAGAACUUUGUAUCGACAACCUAACUGCUGAAUACUUUGAUCCAAUCAUCGAACCGGUGGUUGAGGAUGUCAUAAACUCUCUGUUCAAACUCCUGAAGCCGCAACCUUUUAAUCACCAGAUCAGUCAUACUGCUGUAAGAAUUUUGGGAAAGUUGGGUGGCAGAAAUAGACGCUUCUUAAAAAACCACUCGGACCUUAGAAGUGCUGACGAGCUGGACAUUCCAGUCAAUGCCUUAUUUAAAGUCCACGGCAUGAACCAAGAGGUGCCACUUUCAAUUACUCCGGGUGUACGCUCAGCUCUGGAAAUCUUAGAAGACUAUCGCUGCGAUCUGUUCUACAAAAAGAGCGCAUUCCGGUAUCUGAAGUCCAUUCUUCAAUUGUUCCUCAAGUCUUCCCUGGUAUUUCCUGAAAAUUAUGAGAAGUGGAUCCAAAGUGCUCUGCACGUUUUAGCUCAAGAGAAAUUCGAUAGCCUAGAAUCCACGGAUAUCAACGAAGGCAAGAUUCGUGAUCGCCGUCUUCUACAUAGUCAGGAGCAGUUAUUAAAGAAGCUUCUGGAAUCACUGAUAUUUUCAGCUUCUAUCCCAGAAUUACGAGACGAGGCCAGCGAUCUUCUACAGAAUGUCAUCAACCACUUCUGCUUCUUGCAGCUCAAUGAUUCGUUGAAUAAAAAACGAGCAGAGAAUAAGUCUUUCAGUAUCAACAUGAAACUUUUCAAGGUCACAAUUGAUGUCAACAUUUUGGCAGAUGCCAUUUUGACUUUCCUUGCUUCUUACUUAGAAGAAUCCCGCAAUAUGGCAGUCAGAGCAGUUAAGCAGAUAAUUGAUACCAGCAACAAGUUAUACGGACCGGAAUUAGCACUCCAUUAUUCGUUCAUUCCUAUUCUCACUAAAAAGUUUAUUCACAAAUGCUACGAUGAAGCACAUUUCGAGAAGAACAGUGGUGUUUUGGGGAUUAAAACUUUGAUUGAGGAAGAAAUGAUCCGUGUGGAAUAUUUGAAAAGCUCACAGUUUGAGCUAAUUGCAGGUCUACUUUUUGUUUUAAUUGAUACACCUCCAGAAGCCCCAGGUAUUAUCCGAGAGCGUGCGGAGUCUCUAAUAAUGAUAAUUUUGUCUAGGACCUGUAAGGACAUCGAUGAAGAAGAUUUGAAAACCAAAGGUCUACAAAAUACACUCAUCGAUAUUGUAUGCGAGUUAAGCAAUUCUAAGGAAGUGGUUCGAAGCACCUGCCAAAAGGCAUUGAAGGUAAUUUCUGAAAUCUCAGGUAUACCCAUUGUCAAGUUGAUGGAACACUCUAAAAAUUUCUUACUAUCACCAAUUUUUGCCAAACCAUUGAGAGCUCUACCCUUUCCUAUGCAAAUAGGUAACGUGGAUGCGAUAAUAUACUGCUUAGAGCUGCCAAACACCUUCCUCGAGUUUAACGAAGAGCUUUACAGACUCCUACAUGAGGCAAUAGCUCUCGUAGAUGCAGAAGACGAGUCGCUGGCAAGCGCCCAACGAGUCACGGAGUACCAGACUGCAGAGCAGCUAAUUCAAUUAAGAGUUGUGUGCAUUAGGCUUCUCUCCCUCGCUCUAAAAAACGGAGAUUUUGCUUCUGCGCAGCAGGGUGCCACUCGUAUCAGGGUGCUGGCAGUUUUCUUCAAAACUAUGCUCAAAACCCAACCAGAAAUCAUUGAAGCAACAUACCAGGGGCUUAAGAGUGUACUGGCAGAGAAUUCUAAGCUCCCCAAAGAGCUCUUGCAGAAUGGUCUCAAACCUAUGUUGAUGAAUUUAUCCGACCAUCAAAAAUUGACCGUUUCGGGGCUUGAAGCACUGGCCAAGUUGUUAGAGCUACUGAUUGCUUACUUCAAGGUCGAAAUCGGGAAAAAACUACUAGAUCACUUAGAUGCUUGGUGUAGAGUGGAGGUUUUGGAUAUGCUGUUUGGAAAGGAUUUAAAGGAACAAACUCCGACCAAGAUAAUCUAUGGAAUAAUUAACAUCUUUCACCUCUUACCUCCUCAGGCGGACAUUUUUCUGAACGACCUCCUCUUGAAAGUGAUGCUAGUUGAAAAAAAGUUAAGGCUUCAACUUGAUUCACCUUUCCGCAUUCCCAUGGCCAAGUAUUUAAACCGGUUUCAUGUUUCUGCUAUCUCAUAUUUCAAAAAUAACUUGGGGUCGAGAGAUUUGGUACUGUUAAUGUGCUCUAUUAUCAGAAGGCCGGAAGCAGUUGACCUAAAGAAUGCCUUCAGAGAAGAGUUCACCAAUUUUUACGAUUAUUACAUGACAGGAAUAUCAUCAAACAAGGUUAGAGUUGUCAGUUUUUUCGCAAACGUGGCUGAAAUUUUUGAUUCUCUCGUACAAGUUGAAGGAGCCAAGUGGUUGCAACAAAGCGGUCCUACAUUGGCAAAGGUGCGAUCUUUGCUAAAACUUGCCGUUGAUACCGUUCAAGAGGGUCAUUUUCAUUUCGAUUCACUCCAACUUUCGCAGGCGUCCGAGAAGAUUCAGAACUUAUAUGUGAAGUACUUGGAACUAAAUGUUGAUAAUCCUAGUUUGCUCUUUGAGCACCUGGAAUUCAUGUUUGCAGCAAACAUUGACCUCUCGGAAUCUCUUGCAGGCUUCCUCGAAAAAUGCGUGAUAACAUCUCCUGACGUAGACAGGACGAAGGCCUUUCUUCAGCAAGCUUUCCUUUUUUCCACUAGUGACAAGCCUCUGUCCGCUAGUGUCUUUGUUUUGAAGAAUAUUGUCAACAGCACACUUGUGUACGAAGGCUUGUCCAGGGGCUCUUUGAACAGACUAACUGAUGGUGAGGGUGAGAAUUUGCCUGAAUGGAUGAACAUAAUGUACUCUAGAAUUUGGAAGGGGUCUAAUGAGGUUUUAGAAAGCUAUGCGGCCGGAGAAUAUGACUCGUUCCGCUUCGAGAUUUUGCAGCUGUCAUCGAUUUUUACCGAGUACGCCCCGGAACUAAAUUCUGAGAUAAGGAAGGAUAUUAUUCGUUUUUGCUGGAAUUUCAUAAAACUCGAAGAUCCGUUACUGAAGCAAGGGGCAUACAUGGUCACGGCCUAUUUUAUUGCCAAAUACGAUUUUCCGAUCAAAGUAGUUACCCAAGUAUUUGUGGCGUUGUUACGAACUACACAGGUGGAAUCUCGCUUUAUGGUGAAACGUUCACUCGAUCUCCUUGCCCCUGUUAUGCAUGAAAAAAUGGCCGCUGCCGAAUCACCCAAGUCAUGGGUCAACUGGGUAAGGAGGGUACUUUCCGAGAAUAAUGCAAGCCAGAAUAGCACAUUAUUUCAACUUUUGAUCAGCCACCCCAAUGAAUUUUUUGACUCGCGAGAGCUUUUUAUCCCGAGUAUCAUUAAUUACAUUGGAAAACUUACACUUUUAGUUAACCCAAGCUUGGAAAACCAAGCGCUGGCUAUUGAUUUGGCAGAACUAAUUUUGAUCUGGGAGAAAAAGGCAAGGAAUAUCAAAUUAGACAGCGGUAUUUCAGUAAAACAAGAAAAUGGUGUGGAUACCAAAGAUGAUGGGCAGGCUAUAUCACCCAUUUUGAAAGAAGCCUUUGUCACUUGUCUCAUAAGAUAUGUUUGUGUGAGUAAUCACAGAGCAUCUGAAACUGAGUUAGGAUCAAGGACGUUGCACAUCCUUUCGGAAAUACUCUCAGAAAACUCCUGGCCGGAUGUAAGUGUCAAACUGAGUUACUUCGAGAAGUUUUUGGUACAACAAGACUUGACUCCGUCAAAUAUCUCAUUCUAUUGCAUGAACGCGCUAGACGUGCUAGGGAUAAUUCUUCGCAAUAAGAAUCCCUCUUGGAUUGUGUCGAACUUAACUUCUCUACAGACAUUGCUAGACAAGUGCAUGCGCACAGAUCAUCGAGAUAUUCAAGAGAUUUUACAAAUCGUUCUCGGGACGAUUCUAGCCGCUACGAAAUCGGAUAGCGACAUAAAUCUUGAUUCUGAUGUAGAAACUCCUGGUCGCAUACUGUUAGAUACAUUGGUUUCGAUAAUUACUGAAGACCUUCAAGGUACUUCAUCUGUAGCGGCAGGUGUGAUGUUGGCUUGGAGCUUGUUUAUGCAUUUCCCUCAGCAUCUCGAUCCGCUCUUGCCUUCCAUGAUGAAAACCUUCAGCAAACUAUGCAAAGACCAUUUGGCCACAUCACAACCCAAAGAUCCCGCUGCAGCAGAAGAGUCAAGGGUUACCACAAAGCUAUUAGAGAAGGUUCUUUAUCUUUUGUCUAUGAAGGUAGCUUCUUUGGGUGAUGCACGCCGUCCCUUUUUGUCUACUGUGGCAUUACUCAUUGAUCGAUCCAUGAACCAGCAAUUUCUAAGAAAAGUGAUCACAAUAGCCAGAACAUGGGUCUUUAACAAUGAAAUUUUUCCCACAGUGAAAGAAAAGGCCGCCAUUUUGACUAAGAUGCUUGCAUUCGAUGUCAGAGGUGAGCCAAAGCUUUCCCGGCAGUUUUAUGAAAUCAUUCUUGAACUGUUCGAAAAUAAAAACUUCAAUAACAGUGAAAUCACAGUCAGAAUGGAACAGCCAUUUUUAGUUGGAACCCGCAACAGCGACAUUCACAUCCGCAAGAGGCUAAUGGCAAUCCUUGAUGACAGCUUAGAGAAAGAUAUCAGGGAGAGAUUAUACUAUGUCAUUAGGGAUCAGAACUGGGAAUUCAUUGCAGAUUAUCCUUGGCUUAACCAAGCUCUUCAACUUCUUUAUGGGGCUUUUGAUAAGGAGCACUCUUUGAAUUUGUGUGACGUCUACCAGCUUAACUCUUUAGAUGCCCUCACCGAAAACUUUACAAUUGACAGUGAAAGCGAACUAGUACAAGUUGGCGAAGAUUUGUCCAGUCUUAUUGAGAGACAUGCGUCAUUUGCAGAGAAGUUCAGCAGAGUCUCCUGCGUUGACUUACUGGAGCCAUUGGUGGACAUUUUUUACCAGAGUCCCGAAGCCAUCCAUGCAACAUGGAUUAAUGUCUUUGGCGCUGCCUACAAGUCGAUUCCCAAGAAUGAAAAGUUCGGUUUCGCAAGGUCAUUAGUGACUCUACUCUCAAAGGAUUAUCAUGCAAGACAACUUAACGUCAGGUCGAACGUUGUAAGCACGCUUUUAGACUCGAUCAGCGAAAUUGACUCGUUAGAGCUUCCACCCCAUCUGAUCAAGUAUGUUGCCAGUUCUUAUAACUCUUGGUAUCAAUCUAUCAAGCUUCUUGAAUCUCUGGAAGAAAGGGCAUCUCUAGAAAACGCAAAAAUUAUUGAAACAAAUGAAGAUGCAUUGCUGGAGCUAUACGUCAAUCUACAGGAGGAAGAUAUGUUUUACGGUCUAUGGAGGCGGAGGGCAAAGUAUACCGAGACUAAUAUUGCGCUGUCGUUUGAGCAGGUAGGUUUAUGGGAUAAAGCUCAACAAUUGUAUGAAGCAGCCCAAGUGAAGGCGAGGAGUGGUGCCUUGCCGUACUCAGAUUCAGAGUACUCUGCAUGGGAGGACAAUUGGAUUAUGUGUGCCGAGAAGCUUCAACAUUGGGACGUUUUGACAGAAUUAGCAAAACAUGAAGGCUUUACAGAUCUAUUGCUAGAAUGUGGUUGGAGGGUUGCCGAUUGGAGUGCUGAUAGAGAAGCUUUGGAACAAUCAGUCAAAAGUGUAAUGGACGUGCCUACCCCUAGAAGACAAAUUUUUGAAACCUUUUUAGCGCUACAGAAUUUCGCUGAAACCAAGAAAGGUGAUCAAGAAGUAAGAAGACUUUGCGACGAAGGUAUUCAGUUGUCAUUGCACAAGUGGGCAUCGAUGCCAGCUCGAUUUACUCCGGCUCAUAAGUUUCUGUUGCAUGGCUUUCAGCAAUAUAUGGAAUUUCUUGAGGCAACUCAGGUAUAUGCAAACCUCGCUUCAACGACAGUACAAAAUUUGGAUUCAAAGGCACAAGAAGUUAAACGUGUAUUACAAACAUGGAGAGACCGUCUUCCUAACAUAUGGGACGACAUAAAUAUGUGGAAUGACCUAAUAACUUGGCGUCAGCAUGCUUUCCAGGUUAUAAAUAACGCUUAUCUGCCACUGGUACCAGCGUUACAACAAGCCAGUGGAAACAACAAUGUCAAUACGCACGCCUACAGAGGCUAUCAUGAGAUUGCUUGGGUCAUCAACAGAUUUGCGCAUGUGGCAAGAAAACAUAACAUGCCAGAUGUGUGCAUUAGUCAGUUGGCUCGCAUAUACACUUUGCCUAAUAUUGAGAUUCAGGAAGCAUUUUUGAAGUUAAGAGAGCAAGCUAAAUGUCAUUAUCAGAACAUGAAUGAGUUGACUACUGGCUUAGAUGUCAUUAGCAACACCAACUUGGUUUACUUCGGUACUGUUCAAAAGGCUGAGUUCUUUACUUUGAAGGGAAUGUUCUUAUCCAAACUGCGUGCACACGACGAAGCAAAUCAAGCAUUUGCAACGGCUGUGCAGAUAGAUUUGAAUUUGGCUAAAGCAUGGGCCCAAUGGGGUUUCUUCAACGACCGCCGCUUGUCCGAAGAGCCUCAAAAUAUAAGCUUCGCAAACAAUGCUAUUAGUUGUUAUCUGCAAGCUGCAGGUUUGUAUAACAACUCCAAGACCAGGAAGUUGUUAUGUCGAAUUUUAUGGCUCAUCGGUAUCGACGAUAGCACUGGCACGCUAUCAAGCGCGUUUGAAUCUUUCAGAGGAGAGAUCCCUGUUUGGUAUUGGAUCACUUUCAUCCCACAGCUUCUCACAUCAUUAUCCCACAAAGAAGCUAACAUGGUUCGUCAAAUACUAAUCAGGAUCGCCAAAAGCUAUCCACAAGCAUUACACUUUCAACUCAGAACUACGAAGGAAGAUUUUGCCGUGAUUCAACGUCAGACGUUGGCUGCCACGGGCGGUUCUCGCCCUGCAAACGCUAAAGCUGCAACACCGUCAAAUGGCACUAGACAGCCGUGGGAGUAUUUGGAUGAGCUCAACGGCAUAUUAAAAACUGCUUAUCCUCUACUCGCCCUUUCAUUGGAAUCACUAGUUGAUCAGAUAAAUCAAAAAUUCAAGACAACAUCAGACGAAGACCUCUUUAGGUUAAUCAAUGUGUUGCUCAUUGACGGUACCUACAAUUACAACCGCCUUUCUUUGCCUAGAGAAAAUCUGCUACUGCCAGCAAGCACUGAAAUGAACCUAGUCAGGUUUUCAGAAAACCUUUUACCUCCUCAUAUUAGAGUGAAAUUCAAUGCUGACUUUAUAGACAGCAAGCCCAACUUUGAAGAGUAUAUCAAAAGAUUGAGAUACUGGAGAAAUCGCUUAGAAAAUAAGCUAGACAGAGCACCAAAGAAAGAGAAUAUGGAAAAGUGGUGUCCACAUCUGAGUAACUUCCACCACCAAAAGUUCGAAGACAUUGAAAUUCCGGGCCAGUACCUACUUAACAAGGAUAGCAAUGCACACUUUGUUAAGAUUGCCCGCUUUUUGCCAUACGUUGAUUUCGUGCGGGGUACGCACUCUUCUUAUAGGCGUUUAACAAUCCGCGGUCACGAUGGUAGUCUACAUUCGUUUGCAGUGCAAUAUCCAGCUGUUAGGCAUUCACGGCGUGAGGAACGCAUGUUCCAGCUCUUUAGACUCCUAAAUGAAACUCUGUCUAAAAACGUACAGGCUCGGCGCAGAAACAUUCAAUUCACACUACCCAUCGCAAUUCCGCUCUCCCCUCAAGUUCGAAUUAUGAACGACAGCUCAACUGUUACGACCAUGCACAACCUUUAUGACAAUUACUGUGAUAAGAAAGAUAUGGACAGGAGCGCAAUUCAAGACUUUGUAUGCCAGCAGCUGGAUGCAGCUUAUGACAAAAUUCUUCCUCCGCCAGAUAUCACGGCAGUCAAAGUGGAGAUAUUUAGCUCCGUCCAGUCAAUGUUUUUACCUUCCACUGUGAUGAAAGACUAUUUCACUAAUAUCUUCACGCAGUUUGAAGACUUCUGGCUGUUCCGAAAGCAGUUCUCCUCUCAGUACGCGCUGUUUGCCUUUAUGACAUAUAUGCUGGCUAUUAACAACCGAUCUCCCCAUAAAAUAUCCAUUGAUCAAGUUUCUGGUGACGUUUUCACAUUAGAAAUGCUACCUGCAAGGUACCCAUAUGAAAGAGUUAAACAAACAGUCAAGAAUUUCGAGGCCAACAUUCCACCUGAUGCUCCAAUUUUCCACAACAAUGAAGCUGUUCCGUUCAGACUAACUCCCAAUCUCCAGAAGCUGAUUGGUGAAUCAGGUCUUGAGGGUAUAUUAUCUGUGAAUAUGUUUGUGGUGGCUAGGGCAUUACUUGAUCCAGAAAAUGAGCUAAAUACUUACCUAUCCCUCUUCAUUCGCGACGAGGUGAUAUCUUGGUAUAGUAACCUACACCGUUCAAUUGUUGAAGACCCUCAGCUACGUGAAAUUGUCCGCACUAAUGUCGAUCUCAUUACAAGAAAAACAGCCCAGCUAGGACAUUUGAGUUCCAAACCAUCCGUUGCUACGCAAUACGUUUUAGAUGCGAUAAGUGCGGCAGUGAGCCCAAGAAAUUUGGCUAAGAUGGAUCAGAGCUUCAUGCCAUAUUUCUGA
This is a messenger RNA of Lachancea dasiensis, 11178 nucleotides long. Lineage: Eukaryota; Fungi; Ascomycota; Saccharomycetes; Saccharomycetales; Saccharomycetaceae. The record is from the annotation of a GenBank genome assembly.